AUGCCUCUAGACCACGUAAGCCUCCUCGUCCCGGAGAGCGACGUCGCCAGCGCCCUCGAGCUGUACCUCGCCGCUCUGGCCCCUCUGGGCUACGGCAUCAGACUGCAAUUCGGACCAACCGUCACGGGUUUGGGACCAGCAAACACCGACGAGUCCCCCGACUUCUGGAUCAUCGGCGUCGACAACCCGCCCAACCGCCCCUCCCACAUUGCCUUCCGCGCCAAGGAUCGUGCCUCUGUGGAUGCAUUCCACGCCGCCGCUCUCAAGGCCGGGGCCAAGGACAACGGCGCACCGGGCAUCCGAGCCCACUACCACCCCGACUACUACGGCGCCUUCGUCCUCGAUGCCGCUGGGAACAACAUCGAGGCCGUGUGCCACAGCCCUUCUUGA
This is a messenger RNA of Clonostachys rhizophaga, 390 nucleotides long. The record is from the annotation of a GenBank genome assembly. Lineage: Eukaryota; Fungi; Ascomycota; Sordariomycetes; Hypocreales; Bionectriaceae.